AUGGCAGCGGCGGCGGCGCCGUGGCAGCAACAAGUACUACAGAGGGGAGCGUCACUGUACGUUGGUGACUUGGACCCGGAAGUGACAGAAACGGACUUGAGAGCUGCGUUUUACCACGUGGGCCCCAUUUACUCCCUGAGACUCUGCCGUUGUUGUCUCUCCGGAAAAUCUCUCCGUUAUGCCUACGUCAACUUCUACUCUCAUGCUCAAGCAUCUAGAGCUUUGGGUCUUCUGAAUCACACUAACUUGAAGGGGAAACCCAUGAGGAUAAUGUGGUGUCAGAGGGACCCUUUUGCUAGAAAGACUGGCGUUGCCAAUCUCUUUGUCAAGAAUUUAGACUCUUCAAUCAGCAGCUCUAGCUUGGAGAGCAUUUUUAGCAAGUUUGGGACUGUACUUUCAUGCAAGGUGGCUGAAGAAAACGGAAGGAGUAAGGGUUUUGGGUUUGUUCAGUUUGAAACAGAGGAUUCUGCUCUGGCUGCUCAAACUGUUCUUCAUGAUACUAUGCUUGGUGGGAAGAAAUUGUAUGUCUGCAAAUUUGUCAAGAAGACUGAAAGGACAGCAGCAGCAGCGCCAUGCGAAGAGUUCACCAAUCUUUAUGUUAAAAAUCUAGAUGAAACUAUAACAGUGAAUGGCCUUAAGGAUAUGUUUUCUGCAGUUGGUGACGUUUCUAGUGUUGCCAUCAUGAUGGAUCAAGAGGGGAAAUCAAGAGGUUUUGGUUUUGUCAACUUUAAGUCUCCAGAUGACGCCAAAAAGGCUGUUGACGUCAUGAAUGGUUCUGUAGUAGGUUCGAAAACCUUAUUUGUGGGAAAGGCUCAAAGGAAAGAUGAAAGAACAAAGAUAAUAAAAGAAGAGUACAAGGAUUUGCACAACAGCCGUGCUGAGAAGUUGAGGGCUUCAAAUCUGUAUGUAAAGAACUUGAAUUUAGACAUUGAUGACAAGAAAUUAGAAGAGGUUUUUAGUGCCUAUGGAAAGAUACUUUCAGUAAAAGUGAUGCGCCAUAAUGAUGGAACAAGUAAACAAUUUGGUUUUGUUUGUUUCGAAAGCCCUGAAGAAGCAAAGAUGGCUUUGGAUACACUAAAUGGAGCCCUUGUCGAAGGAAAGAUUCUGCAUGUGGCAAAAGCUCGUUGCAAAAGGGAUCACCAUCAUGAACUGCACAACUUCUUUGGACAGAACCAACCUCAGUCUUUCUAUCCUUCUAACUGCAAUACUGUUUCCUCACCUAUGCCAGCGGCAGAAACACAUCAAGGGAGCACAUUGAACACCAGAGACAAGUCCUACCAACACUCCAUGAGAUUUGCAACCUCUAAUUGUAGCAAACGAGAAUUGAACGUUGGGUUUGCUGGUGGUCAAAAGUUCGGUUCCAAAAGGAAGGAGAGCAAGAGAGGAGCAACUGUAGAAAAUAUUUCCACUGGACCACCACCUACCACUUGUCUUCCUGCUGCUAAAUCUACUGACAGCACCGUCAUUAACAUUGAGAAUCUUCUUCAACCCAUUGUAAAGAAAUUUCAGGAAAGACACCAGAAAGCCAUUGGAAAUGAGCAAAUUGGAGGUCACCGAGUUCAAGUGGUUCAGGGGGAAAGUACGUUGACAAGUUCAUUUGCUGGUGCUGCUUGA
This is a messenger RNA of Dovyalis caffra, 1614 nucleotides long. The record is from the annotation of a GenBank genome assembly. Lineage: Eukaryota; Viridiplantae; Streptophyta; Magnoliopsida; Malpighiales; Salicaceae.